AUGGCAGCCACAGAUUUCGAAGUUCGAGAAAUCACUACGAAAGACGAAUUUGCCCGCUUGAAUGAUGUUCUCUGGACUUCCAACUUCCAUCCAUACGAACCCGCAUUUAUCAUCUUCCACGCCGUCAACGGCCAUACGGCAGAAGACCGUGCCAAAGACAAAGCCACAGAUACAGACCUUCAAUGGACCAAGCACGAGCAGACCCCGGGUUCUCACUACAUCUACGCCAUCGAAAAAUCAACCGGCCGAGUCGUAGGCGGCUGUGAAUGGAUAUUCUACCACUCGAAUCCUUUCCCUAAUGGCCCUGGCCCCGUACCUUGCACCUGGUACCCCGCCGGAUCCGACCGCGCUGAGUACGCCUCCCACGUCGCGACUCAAUUCCUGCGUCCACGACAGUACUGGUUCCAGCGGCCUCAUGCAGGUGUGUUAUAUGUUGACGAAGACGGGGGAUAA
Messenger RNA from Penicillium hordei, 453 nucleotides. RefSeq lists its product as uncharacterized. Lineage: Eukaryota; Fungi; Ascomycota; Eurotiomycetes; Eurotiales; Aspergillaceae. The transcript has 2 exons. The coding region runs from base 1 to 453 and encodes 150 amino acids. The record is from RefSeq and is a predicted model, not a curated record.